Messenger RNA from Brugia malayi, 1233 nucleotides. RefSeq names its product Mitochondrial 39S ribosomal protein L3, putative (gene Bma-mrps-18C). The record is from RefSeq and is a predicted model, not a curated record. Bases 1 to 1233 code for a protein of 410 amino acids. NCBI's taxonomy places the organism in Eukaryota, Metazoa, Nematoda, Chromadorea, Rhabditida, Onchocercidae. The transcript has 8 exons. Gene Ontology annotation, molecular function: structural constituent of ribosome. Gene Ontology annotation, cellular component: ribosome; mitochondrial large ribosomal subunit. Gene Ontology annotation, biological process: translation.
AUGUUGCAUUGUGUUGAACGACUGGGUCAACUGUGGUGUACCGAUAAGCAAGUCAUAGUGCGACUGCUGUGUAGCCCUUAUGCAGAAUAUUGUAUGCAGAAAAGGAUGAGGCGAAGAACACUUACCCCACCACCGUGGGUACCAAAAAAGGAAGAAAAUAUUGUUGAACCAAUUGAAUCCAGUACGCGAGUUUUACUUCAACAGUUUAUUAAGCUGGAGAGGAAAGUGCAUGUAUCGAUCACGCGAACAAAUCCGCAUAUGUCUUUCAAGACUCCAUUAUGUAAAAUACCUCAAGGAACUAAUCUACCGGAAUGGACGCCGGAAUCGAAUCGUAUUGGAAUGCUGGCCAGAAAAAUUGGAAUGUUUCCUCAGUGGGCUGUGGAUGGGACCCGUUUUCUUUGCACAUUACUAGAGUUUCCCAAGAAUCUCGUCAUCUCAGCAAUUGAUCCUGAAACAUACUAUCGAAUAAGCAUGGUGGGAAGGCGAAAAGCAUAUGGUCGCUAUGGUGCUCGAUGGCGAGUCACGGUUGGAGCCGUAGAUGGUGAUCCGACAAAAUUUACUGCACGAUAUCGUGCUACUUUUGAGCGACAUGGUUUUCCUGUUAAAAAACACAUAGCAUCGUUUUUGGUUACUGAGGAUGCAGUGGUGCAGCCAGGAACAGAGUUGCAUGUGUGCCAUUUUAAAGUUGGCCAGUACAUAACUAUUACGGGGCAUACUAUUGAUUGGGGUUUCCAGGGCGGAAUGCACAGAUGGGGAUUCAAAGGAAUGCCUGCUCGAGGGACUACAAAAUCUCAUCGUCGUAUCGGUGCCAUCGGUUCAAAAGGCGAUGCCCGGGUAAGGCCUGGGAAACGAAUGCCCGGUCAUAUGGGUUACGAAUGGCGGUCCAUCCCAGGCCUUGAAGUGUUGAGGAUUAAUCCUGAAAAACAGGUAAUGUAUGUUAAUGGAUCGGUACCGGGUGAAACAGGGGAAAUAUUACUCAUCAAGGACUGUUAUCACGAUGAAAAGAAAGUGCAAUAUCCACAUUUCCCUACUUUUUCUUAUGAAAAGGAUUUUGAAGCUGAAACAAAUUGUAAUGAUGAUCCUUAUUCACCAUUCGUUUAUGAAGAUGGUGAAUUUUUCGCUCGGCGGUUAUUUAGGAUGACGAUGCCUUCAAUAGUUUUCACAGAACCUGAAAAUUUCAAAACUACAAAAAGAGAUAAAACAAAAGCAAAAACAGCCAAGGUCAAGAAAUAA